AUGGAUACUUACAACCUUGGAUGGAAGUUAGCCUAUGUCACUAAGAACUUAGCAUCAAGAGACAUAUUGUCAACCUAUGAAACUGAAAGGAUUAAGAUUGCUCGGGAAUUAAUCAACUUCGAUCAUAAAUUAUCCCGUAUGUUUAGUGGAAAGCCGUUGAUUCCAAAUAAUAAUUCUUUAACAAAACCAGAAGGUGUUGAUAUGAAUGAAUUUCACGAGGCUUUUUAUAAAGGUAAUGAAUUCGCUUCUGGAACUGUUGUUGACUAUGCAUCUUCUCAGCUUGUCUGCAAACCAGAGGCCAACAAUGAGGUCGAUUUAAAUUGCAUAUACACUAAGCCAUACGCAACUAAUAUUCCAAUUGGUAGAAGGUUUGAUUCUGCAAAAGUUGUUCAACAUUCCGAUGCCAGACCCAUUAUUAUAGCGGACCAUAUGUUAAGUGAUGGCCGCUGGAGAAUUUUGAACUUCUGUGGUAACUAUAGCAAUUUAGCUAAUAAAGAGACUUUAAAAAUGAUUUCGGAUUUUGUGUAUUCUGAUAACAGCUUCAGAGUUAAAUACACCCCUGUCAACUCUCACGAGGACUCUGUUAUUGAUAUUCUAUCUAUCUAUUCAUCCGACCGGGAGUCUCAUGAAUUAUUCGACUUCCCAAGAAUAUGUGUUCCUCGCGACUUUAAGAAACGUCUUAACUACUGGAAGCUUUACGCUGGUAUUGAAGAUACUUUGCACGAAGGCCGCUGCGAUGCUUACAAGAAAUAUGGAAUUGACUCUGAAAAAGGUGCUAUAGUUGUUGUGAGACCAGAUGGUUAUAUUGCAAUGGUCAAUGAAUUCAACCUUGAUAGCUACAAGAAUAUUGCCCAAUUCUUCGAAAAGUUCAUGGUUUCACAAUCCAAAAACAUCUUGCCUACACCAACCCAAGAUGAUCUUGACAGAUUUAUCAAGCCUCUGCUUGCUGUAUAA
Messenger RNA from Debaryomyces fabryi, 954 nucleotides. RefSeq lists its product as uncharacterized. Lineage: Eukaryota; Fungi; Ascomycota; Pichiomycetes; Serinales; Debaryomycetaceae. Bases 1 to 954 code for a protein of 317 amino acids. Gene Ontology annotation, molecular function: FAD binding. The transcript has a single exon. The record is from RefSeq and is a predicted model, not a curated record.